Molecule: messenger RNA, 1627 nt
Organism: Pteropus alecto (black flying fox)
Lineage: Eukaryota; Metazoa; Chordata; Mammalia; Chiroptera; Pteropodidae
Gene: POU5F1
Product: POU class 5 homeobox 1
Exons: 5
Coding region: 1-1089 (362 amino acids)
Biological process (GO): regulation of transcription by RNA polymerase II
Molecular function (GO): RNA polymerase II cis-regulatory region sequence-specific DNA binding; DNA-binding transcription factor activity, RNA polymerase II-specific
Source: RefSeq, a predicted model, not a curated record
AUGGCGGGACACCUGGCUUCCGACUUUGCCUUUUCGCCCCCACCAGGCGGUGGAGGCGAUGGGCCAGGAGGGCCGGAGCCGGGCUGGGUUGACCCUCGGACCUGGCUGAGCUUCCAGGGCCCUCCCGGCGGAUCAGGAAUCGGGCCAGGGCUUGGCCCCAGUGCCGAGGUGUGGGGGAUUCCCCCGUGUCCCCCGCCAUAUGAGUUCUGCGGGGGAAUGGCCUACUGUGGACCUCAAGUUGGAGUGGGGCUGCUGCCCCCAGGCAGCCUGGAGACCCCUCAGCCCGAGAGCGAGGCGGGAGCCGGAGUGGAGAGCAACUCUAAGGGGACCUCGCCUGAGCCCUGCGCUGCCCCGCCUGGGGCCGUGAAGCUGGACAAGGAGAAGUUGGAGCAAAACCCUGAGGAGGAGGCGAGUGAGGACAUGAAAGCUCUACAGAAGGACCUCGAGCAAUUUGCCAAGCUCUUGAAGCAGAAGAGGAUCACUCUGGGAUAUACCCAGGCCGAUGUGGGGCUCACCCUCGGGGUUCUCUUUGGGAAGGUGUUCAGCCAAACGACCAUCUGCCGCUUUGAGGCUCUGCAGCUCAGUUUGAAGAACAUGUGUAAGCUGCGGCCCCUGCUGCAGAAGUGGGUGGAGGAAGCUGACAACAACGAGAAUCUACAGGAGAUAUGCAAAGCGGAGACCCUGGUGCAGGCCCGGAAGAGAAAGCGAACAAGCAUCGAAAACCGCGUACGGGGCAACCUGGAGAGCAUGUUCCUGCAGUGUCCGAAGCCCACCUUGCAGCAGAUCGGCCACAUCGCCCAACAGCUCGGGCUUGAGAAGGAUGUGGUCCGAGUAUGGUUCUGCAACCGUCGCCAGAAGGGCAAACGAUCAAGCAGUGACUAUUCUCAACGAGAGGAUUUUGAGGCUUCUGGGCCUCCUUUCUCAGGGGGACCAGUAUCCUUUCCUCUGGCACCAGGGCCCCAUUUUGGUACCCCAGGCUACGCGGGCCCUCACUUCACUACGCUGUACUCCUCGGUCCCAUUCCCUGAGGGUGAAACCUUUCCCUCUGUGUCUGUCACCUCUCUGGGCUCUCCCAUGCAUUCAAACUGAAGUGCCCGCCCUUCCCAGAAAAGGGGAGAGCUAGGGAGAGAGGAGCCUGAGGAUUGUACCACGGCUUUGGGAUUAAGUUCUUCAUCGCUAAAGAAUUGGGAACACAAAGGGUGUGGGGGCAGGGAGUUUGGGGAAACUGGUUGGAGGGAAGCUCAAUGAUGCUCUUGAUUUUAAUGCCCACAUCACUCAUCACUUUGAUCUUAAAUAAAGAAGCCUGGGACACAGUAGGUGGAUACUUUUGUCUUUGGUUUAUCCUCUUCUAUUUACUGAAGACAUGGGGAUACUCAAUAGUAGAUAUUAACAGCUGUCAGACCCAAAAUCACCCUGAAGCCAAAGUGCUUAACCUUAGAGUCACACAAUGCAGAGGAAGAGCUGGGACUAGAACCUAAGUUUAUUUGUGGAGGCCCUUAAAGAUGUGAGCUAGUUCUUAGGAGUUCACGACAUGGGAUCCUGAGGAAUUUGAGCUGAAUGCCUUAUUUUCACCUACAGAUCUGCUUACUGUGUAGCUCAUUCCCUACUAGGAGCUGGCUUUUUGCUU